Nestor notabilis (Kea) is the source of this 2439-nucleotide messenger RNA. It is a transcript of the gene RUBCNL, whose product is annotated as KIAA0226-like ortholog. The record is from RefSeq and is a predicted model, not a curated record. Gene Ontology annotation, cellular component: intracellular membrane-bounded organelle; autophagosome membrane. Lineage: Eukaryota; Metazoa; Chordata; Aves; Psittaciformes; Psittacidae. The annotation marks the transcript as partial. Gene Ontology annotation, molecular function: phosphatidylinositol phosphate binding. The transcript is spliced from 13 exons. Gene Ontology annotation, biological process: autophagosome-endosome fusion; autophagosome-lysosome fusion; autophagosome maturation.
GAUUGUUUCCUAAUCUCUUGGUUUCUUCCAUUUCCUGAACAGACAAAUAUUCAAGGCCAGCAGUGAUUGGACAUGCUGGAAGUUUUGGAUCAUACCCAAACAGUGCUGAAGCUAUCAAGGACAUUCUAGUGUCUGUUUUAAAUGCAUCUGGUUUGAAGCCCUCUUUGGUGCUGGAGCAGACCACAAUGCAAGGAGCCAAGCAUCCAGACAGUGAUGUGGAACAGUGGGAAGAAAGCAGCGCUGGGGAUAGCCAUGAUGACAGUGACAGCGAUUCUGCACAUCACAGUGCUGCCUGUACACAAACAGACAUUCGGUUUACAAGGCACCAGGCAUGCUGGGACAACACGUGCUGUGAUUCCUCUAAACCUUCGCUGGCUACUUUCUUUAGUUUCCAUUCCUCUGAUGAUGAUCGUGCUGCUUCCUCCUUGAAUGGUUUCAGUCUUUCAGACAUGUCCCCUCUGAGGCAGGACUGCUUUACCCAGGUGACAUUAACAGGAGGCACUGUCACAUCGGCUGUUUUGCAUUCUAGCAAAGAACGUUAUACCUCCCCCAAACAAGAGUUGACUUUCACAAGGUUUCUUCCCAGUUCAACUGCUGGUAAGCCAGCAGAUCUGUUGAAAUACCCUGAUGCUUUGGAGCCUGCGCCUGUCAGGGACAGUGGCAGCAAUUCUCCCAGUAGACUUCCCCAGUCAGAGCCAGUCAAUCAAACAGGUUCUACAUCUCCUUUGAACAUUAGCAUUAUACCCUUGAAUCGUUCGUUGCAGGACAUGUGCAUGCUUCCGGAAGAUGUGGAGAAGGAAAAUGCACACUUUUUUGUUGCAGAUAUGAUUAUAGCAUCAUUAGAAAAAAUGAAAUGUAAUAUCCUAAGCCAACAAGCAGAGUCCUGGGGUGUGGAGGAAGCAAGUGGAUCAGAUGGCAGCUAUCACACUGAUUCGGAGUUAUCUUCUUACCCUGGAGUGAAGAAGUCUGAUUCCUCUGUUGCCUCUUCAGACAGUGGUUAUGAAGGCUGUGCUCUGCUCCCUGUCAGCUCCCCAAUGCAUCUACCAUCACAUCAUGAGGCUACCAGAUUUCAUUGCAAUAGUGACUCAGAGGAUGAAUAUGUAAUUAUUGAACUUGAAGACCUUGAAAAUCUGUCUGUCACCCCAGAUGAAAGAUCAUCUUUUGAACCAGUCAGCAAUUCUGCUGAAGCAACAGCCCAGGAGUUGUGCAGAGCUUUCAGAAAACACUGGUUGCAGACAGACUCUGCAGUUCAACUAUCUGGGUGCCUGAGCUCAUCGAAGCAGAGAUCUGUGCUGAAAGAAGAGAUUCCAAGAGAGCUUGAGUCCAGUUUGAGUCUGGUUGAAGAAAUAAAGAUUGUAUCCAAAUUAAGAGGAUCUUCUGGCUGGGCCCCACCAAGAUCACAGAUUAUAUUUAAUAUUCACCCUUCAGUUAAGAGAGAUGCAGUGGUGGCUGCCCAAAACUUCACAUGUGUUGGCUGUGGAACCCCAAUAGAAAGCAAAUAUAUCAGGAGACUCCGCUAUUGUGACUACCUGGGGAAAUACUUCUGUGACUGCUGCCACAGCUAUGCCCAGUCUUGCAUUCCCGCCCGAAUACUUCUGAAGUGGGACUUCAAAAAAUACUAUGUAUGCAACUUCUCCAAACACCUAUUGGACAGCAUAUGGCAGCACCCCAUUUUCAAUGUGUCCUGUAUUAACAAAGCCCUCUACACAAAAAGUAAAGAAAUGGACAGGGUGAGGGAGGUGCAAGAACAGCUUUUUCAUUUAAAAAAGCUUUUGAAAACCUGCAGGUUUGGAGAAAGUAUACUGAAAGAAUUUGAGCAGGUUCCCAGCCAUAUGACAGAGGAGCUGCAUCUCUUCUCACUGGAUGAUCUGGUGAAGAUCAAACGAGGGCAGUUACUGCCCCUUCUGAAAGAUAUUCUGAAGAGCUCCACCUCCCAUGUGGAUGGCUGUGAGCUCUGUCAAGCAAAGGGGUUUAUCUGUGAAUUCUGUCAGAGCGCGGAUCUGCUAUUUCCACAUCAGAUUGUCAAAUGCAAAAGAUGCACAGAAUGCAAAACAUGCUUUCACAAAGCAUGCUUCAAGGCUGGAGGCUGCCCCAGGUGUCUGCGGAUUGCAGCUCGGAGGACGCUUUCAGAAACUCCGUCACUGGUGCCUCCAUGAAGCUGGGUUCCUCUGAUGACUGCUGAUUUCAGAAGAUGCUCAAAGCAAAAUCUUUAGGUGCCUGGCUAAGAAUUAAAUAAUGUUGUUUUAGACAUUACUAUUUUUAAUAGUUGUCUCCUUUUUGGAGUGUAAGAAAAAAAAAAAGACAAAGAGACUUUAAUAUCAUCAUUGAAAACUCACCCUAAAGGAGUUUCAUCUUAACUGGUGACUGAAAGACUGGAUGUUAAUUCUGUGAGCAGCCUUUUGUUGGUAUGUUUUGUCCUUGUAUGUAAGAUUUUUGAUA